UUUUUUGCCUCUUCUCCCUAUUGUUUUCCUUUUUUUUCAUUUCACACAAAUAUAAAUGGGCGCUGCUUCUUCCAAGAAUCUACUAUUACGAAAAGAAAGACGACAAAAGAUUGAUCGCAAUGAAAAGAAGAGUUCAUCUUUUAGUAAAAAGCUGUUUAGACGAGCAACAAGAAGUACUGUCGUGGUUGCUUCAACCGAUGAAACAAAUAGAUUAUCAGACUCAGCCGACCGUAGCGAUUGCUACGCACAGUCAAAAAGUACAAGUUCAGGACAUAGAUAUAGAUACUUGAAUGGUAGAAGACAUCACGAUGAUGAAGAAGUGAACUACGUUUUGCCAAAUGAUGAUGAUGGUGUGUACUACACGAGAUGACAGUUUAGUAUAUAGAGAAUGCUGACUUUUUUUUUGUGCUAAAAAAAUACAAUGACAGAGAUUGAUAGAAAUCAUCAACAACAUUGGGUGUUACGGCAUAUUUUCCAAUGUAAUUUUCAUGCUCCAGUUCAUAAACAGUUAGAAAACGGCAUUCAAGUACUCGAUUCUGGUUGCGGACCUGCCACUUGGACUCUAGAGAUGGGAGACGCCUACCCAAAUUCUAAGUUUAUAGGAAUAGAUGUUUCAGCCUUGUUUCCAGAGAACAUAAAGCCUCCCAAUGUUGAAUUUAUCACUGGAAAUAUUGCAAAGAAUAUACCCUUUGAUGACAAUACAUUUGAUUAUAUACACCAAAGAUUAGUCAUUCUAGGUUUAACCGAGAAAGACUGGCAAAAUAAUCUAAAGGAACUCUAUCGUAUCCUCAAGCCUGGAGGAUAUUUGGAACUGGCUGAGCCUGUCAUGGACAUGACAGAUACUGGGCCACUUACAAAAGAGUACGAAGCAGCACUACAUAGCGCGUUACUAUAUCGAAACAUGUGUCCUAACAUCGGUGAAGAGCUCCAUGAUCGGCUGAUAUCAACAGGCUUUGAAAAUGUGACGAUGCUUAAUAGACAGAUACCCAUCAAUCACGGUGGGAAAGCAGGAGAAUUGUGGUGGCAAGAUUUUAAAUACGUGAGCUUAGCGCUGAGACCUAUUGUAGCAAAAAUCAAUUCUGAUUUUGAAGACCCUGAAGAGUUUGAGGCGCAUUUGGAAAAAUGCGGGAUAGAAUGUAGAAAUUAUAAAACAAAUGUAAAAUGGUUCAUCAACUAUGCACAGAAACCGCCAAACUGACAAAAACGUAUAUAAAUAAAUUAUAAUAGAGUUUUCCCCAUUUAUAAGGUAUGUGUGUCACAAGCUGAAUGCUAAGGCCAGUGUUACCAUGGACACGCGGAUUAUGUUGAG
Messenger RNA from Rhizopus microsporus ATCC 52813, 1309 nucleotides. Its product is annotated as S-adenosyl-L-methionine-dependent methyltransferase. NCBI's taxonomy places the organism in Eukaryota, Fungi, Mucoromycota, Mucoromycetes, Mucorales, Rhizopodaceae. Gene Ontology annotation, molecular function: methyltransferase activity. The record is from RefSeq and is a predicted model, not a curated record. Bases 422 to 1198 code for a protein of 258 amino acids. The transcript has 6 exons.